This is a messenger RNA of Saccoglossus kowalevskii, 1779 nucleotides long. RefSeq names its product actin-binding protein IPP-like. NCBI's taxonomy places the organism in Eukaryota, Metazoa, Hemichordata, Enteropneusta, Harrimaniidae. The record is from RefSeq and is a predicted model, not a curated record. Gene Ontology annotation, molecular function: actin binding.
AUGACCACUGAUCUCCCAAAUCAGACAACUCCCAUCAUCGUCAACGAUCGUUUACAAUUCUCUUCAAAGAAUCAUGCUAGCGCGUUACUUUCUCAACUGUGCAAGCUCCGCGGUCGGCACGAAUUCUGUGACGUUCAGUUUAUCGUCGGCAAGGACGUAUAUCACUGUCAUCGAGUUGUUAUGUCUGCAUGCAGCCCGUACUUCAACGUCAUGUUUUCUGGUGGUCUCAGCGAAACGAGCAAGUCUGAAGUGGACAUCCACGAAAUCCACAGCAGUAUAUUUAAAGUAUUGUUAGACUUUAUUUACACAGGUGAAGUUGAAGUCACUUCUGAAAAUGUCCAAGAAUUGUUAUCUGCAGCAGACAUGCUUGAACUUCCAGAAGUUGUACAGGCUUGCAGCAGUUUUCUACAAUCUCAACUUCACUCGUCUAAUUGCAUAGGCAUUUCCAGGUUUGCUGAGAUACAUUUUUGCACAGAUUUGAAAAGGGCUGCUGAAGCCUUCAUGAGUUUACAUUUCUUGGAAGUGUGCCAGGAGGAGGAGUAUUUCGACAUAAAAAUGGAUGAUUUAGUGACUCUACUGAGAAGCGAAAAUUUGAGAAUUGAGAAUGAAUACCAAGUAUUUCUCGCUGCUCUUGGCUGGAUUUUACACGAUGUUGGCAAACGACGCAAGUAUCUGGUACAGAUACUGGAUGCGGUUCGAUUCGCACUGAUUUCUCCCAGGCAAUUAUUUGAAUAUAUCAACUCAUGUGAGGAUCUAAGUUUACGAGUUGCUUUAGGAAUGCUGCUGGCUGAAUACAACCCGGAUAGAAAACCUCAGCAGGUGAAGCCAACAAGGUCACUAUCAAAGAAAACAUUGGUUCAAGUUCGCCCCAGACUCAGUGCAAUGAAACACUUGUAUGUGAUUGGUGGUUACUGCUACCCACCAGGUGGUAGGUGGAGCGACAGCCAAUCAUUGAGUGCGGUGGAGCAGUUUGAUUCGUUUAAUCAGGUGUGGUGCAUAAAGUCAUCUCUGAUUUAUCCCCGUAGUGGACAUGGUGUUGCUGUGGUGGAAGGUUCGAUUUAUGCAAUAGGGGGUGAAAGUGACAGCCUGAUAUACGAUAGCGUAGAACGAUAUGAACCAGGUCUCAACCAAUGGGUAGAGGCCCCUUCAUUAACGGUGCCUCGAUGCGGAUUAGGAGUUUGUACAAUAGGACAGGUUAUCUAUGCUUUUGGUGGGUGGAUAGGUUCUGAGAUGGGAAAGACAAUAGAAUGCUAUGACCCAGACAUUGGAAAGUGGUGUGUGAUUGGUAACAUGAAAACCCUCCGGAUAUCAUUUGGAAUUGCGGAGUUGGACGGUAAUAUAUACUGUGUUGGGGGUACCUCUGAUCUGAACACUGAAAUGAGAUUAGCUGAAUACUUUGACCCCAUCACUCAGGACUGGAUUAAACUACCAGACAUGAAAUCACGGAGGACCAGCGUAGCUUUAGGUGUUCUCAAUGAUUGCCUCUAUGCUGUUGGUGGAUGGAAUGAUAGAAAACGUGCACUCAAUACAGUAGAAAGAUAUUCAGUCACAGAGAAAAAAUGGAGCACUGUGGCACCAUUAUCAACUGCCAGAGCUGGUGCAUCGGUGGCGAGCAUUAAUGGUUUGUUGUAUGUAGUUGGAGGUCGUACAAACAGCAAGGAGAACACAGCGCCACUCAUGCUGGAUAGUGUUGAAUGUUAUGAUCCCCAUACAGAUUCAUGGAUUCAUCUUGGGUCUAUGCCCACAGGAAGAUGUGAAACUGCCAUAGCAGUAUUGUAG